This is a messenger RNA of Numida meleagris (helmeted guineafowl), 1651 nucleotides long. RefSeq names its product coiled-coil domain containing 17 (gene CCDC17). NCBI's taxonomy places the organism in Eukaryota, Metazoa, Chordata, Aves, Galliformes, Numididae. Bases 288 to 1517 code for a protein of 409 amino acids. The transcript has 10 exons. The record is from RefSeq and is a predicted model, not a curated record.
GUGUGAAAACGGGCCGUUGCCUGAGGCGGCAGGCUCUGCACCUGCGUUCGGGGAGGGCCUGCGUGCUGUCAGCGCAGGUGAAGCCAAUGAGGCGCUCCCGCCCGGCUCCGAGGAGAGUCCCUGCAUGAAAUGGCGGGCGGGCAGCGCGCGGGUGGGUGAGGCGGAACGCGGCCUCCGGCAGCUGCCCCGGCCCGGGGGGCUCCGAGGAGAGACGGGGCCGGGACUGGAGAGCGCUGCGGGGUGAGCUGGGCGAAGAACGCCGCGGAAUUCCGCUGUGGAGGAGCCCGAUGGCGGCCGCCGGAGCCUUCGCCUGCCCCCGCUGCCGCAUGGCCUUCGGCUCCCGGGCGCUGCUACAGUCGCACCGCGAGCGGCUCUGCCUCGGGGCCCCGGAGGGCGGCGGGCAUGGGGAGCCGGGAAGGGCAGGGGCGCUGCGGGACCCCUCGGUCAAGAUGUCCCAGCAAGAGGAUCACCCCAAGCGACGCCAUCUCCUUUUGCUCUCCGGGCUCCCUCGGUCCUCUCUGGGACGUGGGGGCCCGGGGCGAGCCCGUGGAGCUCCCCUGGGUGAUGUCCUCACGGCCCGUGAACGGGCGCUGCUCCGUGCCCCCACUGCCAGCCGGCCAGCAGAGCGGGAAGAGCCCAGCCCACCGCGGGGGGACCCACGGGCACUGGAGCUGCUGGAGGCUCAUCAGCGCCACGUGGCUGAAAUCCGGGCCAGGACCCAACAGCUAGAGCAGCAGAGAGAGCAGCUGUGCCAGCGCUUGGCGUUGCUGUGCAACAAGCAUCCGUCACCAGAGCUGAGCCAGGCCCCAGAGGUGCUGCUGGACAAGACUGGACACCGGCAUCAAGGGGCUGCCCUCCACUUCGAUGCCCUCCUGCCACCCGUCGGGCCGCUGGCAGCCGAGGCCAGGGCGCUGCGGCUCUCCUACCUGCGUGCUGGUGGCCAUGACGAGGCCACCCUGGCACGGCUGCUAGACUUUCAGCUAGAGGCCACAGCGCUGGAGAAGAGGGCAGUGGAGAAGAUGAGUAAGCACCAGCCGCAGCACAGAGCCCAGGGACAGGACCCCGUUGCUGCUGAAGCAGCACGGGGCCUCGAUGCGGCGCUGCUGGCUGUGGAGCUGGAGAACCAGCGGCUUGAGAGCGAGCUCCUGGCACUGAAGGUUCGGAGGGAGAUGCGAGCUGAUGCCGGCUCGCUGGCAGCCCGGCAGCAUACAGAAGAGCUGGCUCAGCUGCAGGCAAAGGUGGAGAUGCUGCUGCGACGCCAGGCAGAGGGGAUGAGGCCGUGCCUGCCCUCUGCCGUCCUCCCACCCCCCGUGGCCCCUCCACUCCCCCCAGCCUUAGCUCUGGCGGAGCCACUGAGGCCAACCCUGAGGACAGGCAGCCCCGCAGCCCCCAGCCACCUGCUUGCACCCUCUAGCCUCCCCAGCAUCCCCUUUGGAGCCCUGGAUGAUCCCCCUCCUGGUCAAGAGGCACCAGCGCAGCACAAACACCCCCAGAGACACCUCCCAAGGUACAUUUAGGAGAAGCUUCACAGGAGGCAUUCAGGGCUCAAAUGGGAGAGCAGCAAAAUCCAUGGCAAGAUUUCCUCUACCAUCCUGAGGCCCAUGUGGUGGGGGUGUAAUAAAUGGCUUCUACCUGCACGUGCAGUUCUUCA